Parastagonospora nodorum SN15 is the source of this 1692-nucleotide messenger RNA. RefSeq lists its product as hypothetical. The record is from RefSeq and is a predicted model, not a curated record. Gene Ontology annotation, biological process: xenobiotic detoxification by transmembrane export across the plasma membrane. Lineage: Eukaryota; Fungi; Ascomycota; Dothideomycetes; Pleosporales; Phaeosphaeriaceae. Gene Ontology annotation, molecular function: antiporter activity; xenobiotic transmembrane transporter activity. Bases 1 to 1692 code for a protein of 563 amino acids. The transcript is spliced from 2 exons. Gene Ontology annotation, cellular component: membrane.
AUGCGCCAGGACACGCCAGCGACCCGUGGAGACGCCAUGCUUGUCAUUGCUGCCCCACCAAACAAACCCCAACCCUCGGCUCUUACAGACCCUGAGAAAGACGACAACAACGCUGGCCACGUCGAAGAAUACGAAUUCGAAAAUGACAUCUCGUCGCUAGCGCUGUGUUCCGUGCCGUUUCCGUUUACUGUGGGAUUUACAAUGGAUAGUCUGGCUGCGCGGAGGUUCUCGACGAGCACUGAGGAGCGCGUUGGGCUGCUCGGCGCGGCGAAAACGCAGCAGCAUUAUGGCGGUGUUGAAGAAACGGAGAGCUUACUGAGAGGCGAGGGGGUGGUAGAAGAGGUAAAGACGACGGCGGGAAUAGAGGCAAGACUGCUUGCGAAGUACUCGCUGCCGCUGAUGGCGACGUACCUCCUUCAGUACAGCUUCACGCUCAUCACGCUCUUUGCGGUAGGGCAUAUUGGAACAGAUGAAUUGGGUGCGGUCAGCUUGGCGAGUAUGACUGCCAAUAUCACGGGACUCGCCGUGUACGAGGGCCUGGCUACCAGCUUGGACACUUUGUGUGCACAGGCGUAUGGAUCUGGCAAGAAAGAGAUGGUUGGACUGCAUCUACAGCGCAUGGUUCUGUUCAUGUUGCUCGUCACUGUACCAAUUGGGGCAAUUUGGCUAUCAUCGGGCUGGAUCCUCGCGGCUCUGGUACCGGAGAAGGAGCUGGCCCAUCUUGCUGGCCGUUACCUGUCCAUCUUGCUUGCAGGAGCUCCCGGAUACGCCAUCUUCGAAGCUGGAAAACGCUUCACGCAAGCUCAAGGACUUUUCAACGCCAGCCUGUUCGUCCUUCUCAUUGCCACGCCGAUCAAUGUCGUCCUGAACUAUCUGUUCGUCUUCGUGUUACAAUGGGACCUUGAGGGUGCUGCACUUGCAACUGUUUUGUCUCACAACUUGCUGCCCAUUCUCCUCUGGAUUUACGUCUAUUUCGUCAACCCGCGCUCGCUAGAAUGCUGGGCUGGCUUCACGCGUGACGCCUUCCGGCAUUGGGGACCAAUGGCUAAACUUGCAAUUCCUGGUAUUAUCAUGGUUGAGACCGAAUGGCUUGCCUUCGACGUCCUUACCUUUUCCACCAGCUACAUAAGCACCGCACACCUCGCCGCCCAGUCUAUCGUCAUGAGUCUCGCCGUCGCCAUCUACCAUGUCCCCUUCUCCGUGGGCGUCGCUGUGAGCACGCGUUUAGGCAACCUCAUCGGCGCCGGCUCAUUAUCUUCCGCUCGAAUCGCGACGCGCACUUACCUGCUCACCUUCUUGAUCAUCGGCGUCAUCGACUUCACCUUCCUGACCGCCGCCCGAAACGUGCUCCCAAAAGCCUUCAGCACCGAUCCAGAAGUCAUCUCCAUCGUCUCGACCGUGCUGCCUUUACUCGCAGUAUUCCAAUUCUGCGACUCCACAACGGCGCUCGCGAAUGCCAUUCUGCGCGGGCUGGGGCUGCAGGCUAUCGGUGGCUGGGCAAAUUUGUUCGUGUAUUAUGUUAUUGCGGUGCCGCUUGCGCUGUUUUUGUGUUUCAAGCAGGAUAUGAAGUUGGUGGGGCUGUGGGCUGGGUGUGCGGUUGGGAGCAGUUGUAUUACACUCAGUGAGGGGGUGUAUAUGUAUUUGUACGAUUGGAAGAGGGCGAUUGAUGAUGCAAGGGAGCGGGAAGAGUAG